CCAUUCGAUUAGUCCGUUCAACCUCUCUUUUCCGUACGAACUUAGAGAGACUGUUCUACAACCGCUUCCAGAUUCCCGAGGUCAGCGCCCAAACUCAGAACGAGCAGUCACAUCCUGUAAAAGCAGCACAUCCCCACACAAUGGAUUCUCCUGCAAGUCAACAAGACGAUCAGCCCAAGGGCGACGACAGCAAGAAGAUCCUCUUCCGUUUCUGCUCAGAAUGCUCCAACCUGCUGUUCCCCCGCGAAGACAAAGCCAACAACCGCCUUCUGUUCGCCUGCCGAAGCUGCCGCUUCUCCGAAGUCGCUUCUUCAUCCUGCGUCAUGCGCCACGAUGUCGCUUCCUCUGUAGGAGACACAGCCGGUAUCACCCAGGAUGUCGGUCAAGAUCCUACGGUUGGUCUCACUCGUUCUCUGUCCCGCACCACCCUCUCCGACGACUAUGACUACCUCCCGCCCCUAUGCACCAUGUGCGGCCAGGACAUCGUCUGCAUCGAGUGCGGUGAAGGGUCCGCGCCCGGCAUAGCUCUCGAAGCAAGCGAUCCUGACGUGCAACCUGCAACUGGGGCGGGGGAGAACAAGCCUGCUCCACAGAAAUGAGCACUCUUGCAGGGGGUUAUGUCGCUUGUUCUGCUCCUCCUCGGGCAUGCUUGCUGACUGUCCCUUCGCAUCUAGUUGCCUCGGAUUCAUAAGCCUUGCCCGUCCUGCGGCGAGAAUGAAGCCGUCUUCUUCCAGUCUCAGCAGCGUACUGCCGAGACGGGAAUGAAACUCUACUACGUAUGCACCCACUGCGGCAACGUCUGGCAAUAAGUCU
This is a messenger RNA of Westerdykella ornata, 813 nucleotides long. RefSeq lists its product as uncharacterized. Lineage: Eukaryota; Fungi; Ascomycota; Dothideomycetes; Pleosporales; Sporormiaceae. Gene Ontology annotation, molecular function: DNA-directed RNA polymerase activity. The coding region runs from base 141 to 599 and encodes 152 amino acids. Gene Ontology annotation, biological process: maintenance of transcriptional fidelity during transcription elongation by RNA polymerase II; transcription initiation at RNA polymerase II promoter; DNA-templated transcription. The record is from RefSeq and is a predicted model, not a curated record. The transcript is spliced from 3 exons. Gene Ontology annotation, cellular component: RNA polymerase II, core complex.